AUGGCAGAGAUCCCAGAUGCAGGCCAGUCCUCAGCGGUCUACAUCGUAUCAGAUGAAGACGGCCUUGUCUCAGUACCUGGGGGAGCCCAGCUGUCUCACUCUGGCCCCCAGUCAGCUGGGAGGACGGUGGCGGCCAGAGUGCUGGCCAUGUUUACCAGAUGCAUCGUCCCCUCAGGUGAACACUGCAGCUGGCAGCACCAGGCUCCAGCAAACACACUGGCCCGCAGCCCAAAUCAUGCUGGACCAUGGAGUCCGAAAGCCACGCAGAUAAACGUUACAAGUGCCCAUGCCUCCAAGGCAGACCUCCUGAAGUCUGGGAGCCCCAAGUCCACGUUAAAACACAUAUGGACAGAAAGCAGUAAGGACUUGUCCAUCAGCCGACUGCUGUCACAGACUCUGCAUGGCAAGGAGAACAGCACUGCCCUGGACCUGCGCUACGACACCCCCGAGCCCUACUCAGAGCAGGACUUGUGGGAUUGGCUGCGGAACUCCACGGACCUGCAGGAUUCCAGGCCCCGGGCCAAGCGGCGGCCCAUGGUCAAGACGGGCAAGUUCAAGAAGAUGUUCGGCUGGGGGGAUUUCCACUCCAACAUCAAGACGGUGAAGCUCAACCUGCUCAUCACCGGCAAGAUCGUGGACCAUGGCAACGGUACCUUCAGUGUCUACUUCCGCCACAACUCCACAGGCCAGGGCAAUGUGUCCGUCAGCCUGGUCCCGCCCACCAAGAUUGUGGAAUUCGAUGUGGCGGCGCAGCAAUCGGUCAUCGACGCCAAGGACUCCAAGUCCUUCAACUGCCGUAUCGAGUACGAGAAGGUGGAGAAAGGAGCCAAGAACAUCCUCUGUAACUUCGACCCCUCCAAGACCUGUUACCAGGAGCAGACCCAGAGCCAUGUGUCCUGGCUCUGCUCCAAGCCCUUCAAAGUGAUCUGCAUCUACAUCUCCUUCUACAGCACCGACUACAAGCUGGUCCAGAAAGUGUGCCCGGACUACAACUACCACAGUGACACUCCCUACUUCCCCUCCGGCUGAUUCGACCCACCGCAUAAUGUGAUGGACAAAGAGUUACAAAUUGGGAGUUAUUUCUCCACUAAAGAAGUCUUAUGUUAAUAACUGUACUGUCCUGGCUUUGUCCAUAACAGAAUUUCAGCUGUUGAAUUUAUUGAUCGUCUAAUUCUCAAAUUCUGAAUUGUAGGGACAAUGCAAUUGUCUGAAAAGUGAGGCAACAUAGGACUCUGAUUGUCAUCAUUAUGAUUUGAAUAAAUAUAGCUUAAUAAUUGAUACUACAAUUGAUAAUAAUAACUCUGUAUGUUUGUUUUUGAGUUCAGUUUGUAUUUCAUAGAUUCUUCAUGUACAAAUAGGAGGAAAUUAUAGAUUCAUCUAGCAGUGUUUAUCAGUAUUUAUGUUGUGCUUUUUAGUUUGCUUUUCCAUUACGUGCAUUUCUGGUUAUUUAUAUGGUCCAACUUGAUAAUAAAUGCUUUGAUUUUCUCCUUUGAAUAUAUGUUAUGUACAGUAUGUUCACAUCUGAGACAACAAUGUAUGGACCUACAGAAGCUUGGUUUGCUCCUUCAGCCCCUCCCAGCAGUCUAAAUCUUGCAUCCUCAGAAACCCCCGUUCCUCCCCAGCAUCCUGAUUGCCUUCAAGAUCACUGCACAUUUGCUUCAAACUUCCAACCCUACAGGAAGGAGGAUUUGAGGACCCUGGGGAGUUGGGAUGAUCCCCAUCCCAGACAGUGCUUUCAAAGGCUUUGUGAACAGUGGGACUGAGCAGGCGCCACCCGCUGGCAUGUUUUACUUCAAGAAUAAAUAGAGAAAAUUUAAAAAAGUUCAGGUAUGUAAUGCUGUCAAUCCUUGGCUGUUUCUGGAGUGUUAAACUGUGAAGUCUUGACUUGGAGAAGUAGAGGGUCACAGCCUUAGUUUUCAUAUUCCAGUGUGAUUGGUCGAGGGGAUUGCUCAUUGUCACUUAAUAUUUAAAAUGUAAUGUAUUGAAUUCUAUAUCUUAGAGCCUAAUUUGUAUGAAUGGUUUGUAUUGUACAUAGUUUAUCCCAAUGGCGCUGCUUCUGUAUAAUGCCCCACAAGAUGUGUCCCCCCCCCUUCUUCCCACAAAUUUCCCUCCCUCACUCCAUUGCUCGUUCUUGGUUCCUCAAAGAAAAUGAUGUUGCCGAUGUAGAUGUGAAUUUCUUAAAAAACUGCAAUCUUGUACAGAUGCUGUCAAACUGUCUAAAUAUAUUAUAAGUACUCAUCAACUGUAUCACUGCAUUUAAUUUCUGGUGAGGGUGGGGGUGGAGAUGUACAUAUGAAUAAAAAAUACA
Molecule: messenger RNA, 2308 nt
Organism: Osmerus eperlanus (European smelt)
Lineage: Eukaryota; Metazoa; Chordata; Actinopteri; Osmeriformes; Osmeridae
Gene: nxph1
Product: neurexophilin 1
Exons: 4
Coding region: 1-1029 (342 amino acids)
Molecular function (GO): signaling receptor binding
Source: RefSeq, a predicted model, not a curated record